Molecule: messenger RNA, 2148 nt
Organism: Williopsis jadinii
Lineage: Eukaryota; Fungi; Ascomycota; Saccharomycetes; Phaffomycetales; Wickerhamomycetaceae
Product: Zn(II)2Cys6 transcription factor domain-containing protein
Exons: 1
Coding region: 334-1794 (486 amino acids)
Biological process (GO): regulation of transcription by RNA polymerase II
Molecular function (GO): zinc ion binding; DNA-binding transcription activator activity, RNA polymerase II-specific
Source: RefSeq, a predicted model, not a curated record
GGUGAAUGGGACCAUUCCAUGAAUUGCAGGCGAGGCAGCCUCUGUGCGUCUCAUUCUAUACGCUUGCGGCUAAAAAAACCCUCUCUCUCUCUCUCUCAGAGUUGUUUUUAUGACUCGUAGCACCUGUUUGGUGUUUUGAGCCUGUGUGUUCACUGUGGUUCCCCUGCUCUGUGGAUAUUUAAGGCGUAGGAGGUCUGCUGAGACUGUGUUCAGAACAAGGGAGGUGGUAGGAGACGUUACACACAAAACAGUCAGUCACAGGCGUACACAGGGGCCUGGUUGGUUUGUCGGUUGUUCUUUCCUGUCCAGAGCGCUGUGGAAGGUUAGCAGAAGAUGGACUUACUUCCGCUGGAAGCGCUGCUUCCAGAGAGAGAGAACCCACACGCGGUGAAGAGAGAGCCGCCGUCGCUGACGGCGAAGACCAAGACGAAGAGAUCCCGGAUGGGGUGUCUCAGUUGCAAGAAGCUCAAGAUCAAGUGUGACGAAGCGAAGCCGUCGUGCGAGUAUUGCACGCACACAAGCAGAAUAUGUGUUUAUCCUGUGGUUGUUGAUAAGAAGAAGCCGACGAGGAAGAAAUCUGGCCUGGCGGGAUCUCCAAGGACCCCCGACGUGAUCGACUUGUCGUCGCCGUUCAUCGUGAGCCUGAACUCGAUGCAGAAGCAGAUGUCCGUGUCAAGGUUCGAGCUCAAGCUGCUGAGGUUCUACAUGGAUUUCGGUGGCGGCCUGUUCACGGCGAACAAGUCGUCAAAGGUGAGAGCGUUGUUUGAUGUCGACGCACCAAGGUUGUGGCAACAGUACGAGCUGGUGAGAAGUGCCAUAUACUCGUGCGCAACGCUCUAUCUGUGGAAGUUUUAUGAGAUGAACUAUUUAUCAAACGUUUAUCUGACAGAGGAUCAGCACCUCGUUUUGCAGUCAUGCAGCGGUGGAACAGCAACCAAUAGUCUCUAUAACAUCACGGAGAACUAUCUCAUGAGUACGAUGAACUUGAUGAAAGAAAGCAUUGCGAAGCUGCACACGGAUGUCGAUGAGGACACGGUCGGCGCGCUCAUGCUUUCCAAUGUCAUGAUGUUUGCUGUGCUGAGCAUCCAUCCGAUGUCUCCUGCUAUGCUUGUGAAGUACCAUGGCUCAAGCAGUCUCAUGAACGAUAUCCUUGAAAUCAGCUCAGGAAUAUUCCAGAUCUACAGAUCUCGGGCCAAGAUGUUACAGGGCUCAAGAUACAAGCUGCUCUUAUAUGAGGACGAGCUGAGUAUCGUGCCACCUCCGGGUCAAGAAACAUUAUUCCCCUUUGUUGCUAACUUGAGGUCCUAUCUGAACAACGUCGUUACCAGUAUCGAUGGAAACUUCACAGCAUACCACCAGGCAGUCAAUGCCAUUGACGACUGUUGCUAUAGGGCUUUGGCUUUUAACUACGUCUUACCCGUGUUACGUGGUAUGAUGGUGUUGGCAGACAACAUAAACUUCGUCUCACUCAUACGUUCCAGGGACUUCAUCGCCAUGAAGAUCAUGUACACAUACUGCUGUGUUGUUUCGAUAUGUGGAAUCAAGAUGUUCCACGAUGUCAGCGUCUGGAACUCUUACAUCGAGGAGUUCAAGGUCAAUUCGGAGCUCAUGUUUGGUGGGUUUGAGGAUGACUUUGACAGAUGUCUCUACCACCAGGUACAACAGAGGAUUAUGUUCAGAACAAGAAGGCUAGGAGAGGAACAAAAGGUGGCUGGCAAGCCAUUCCUGGAUCCUAGAGAACUGAGGCUUAUCGGCACGACAUUGCCUUUGGAGAGCGAGAUGCCAUACCAAUAGUACGAAUAUCUUCCAUUAAUAAUCGCUAUUCAGCAGUACAAUACAGCCAACUCGUCAAUUGAACUGUAGGCACAUUCCACAUAUGUACAACGUGUAUAGCAAUUCUUGGUUUAAUUUGAAUUCCAGGCCAUGGGUUGGCAAAGGUGUAUAUGCGGAGACCUGCAAAGUUCCUUCCACUGGGGAAUUUGUUCAAUAACGGCAGCAAGCAUAGUGGAGUCGUUCCCUUGAGAGUCACCGUGUUACACGUUGCUAAGUCAUUGACACGGUGUAGCCAGUUGUGCUGAACCUGCUUGAGCCGGGAGCAGCACUAAGUACAUAAUUUAUGUUCCCUUAGUAAUAACUAGAAAGACUUCA